Messenger RNA from Dioscorea cayenensis subsp. rotundata (Guinea yam), 1250 nucleotides. Its product is annotated as probable WRKY transcription factor 70. Gene Ontology annotation, cellular component: nucleus. Bases 131 to 970 code for a protein of 279 amino acids. The transcript has 3 exons. NCBI's taxonomy places the organism in Eukaryota, Viridiplantae, Streptophyta, Magnoliopsida, Dioscoreales, Dioscoreaceae. Gene Ontology annotation, molecular function: DNA-binding transcription factor activity; transcription cis-regulatory region binding. Gene Ontology annotation, biological process: regulation of DNA-templated transcription. The record is from RefSeq and is a predicted model, not a curated record.
CCAUCCAUCCAUUCAUUCAUUCAUUCAUCAUCUCCACAUAAAACACCACCCCAGUUCUUCACUUUUAUAUCUCCCACAAAGCUCAACAAAGAUAGGAAGAGAAGAAGGUAAUAGAGAGAAAGAGAGAGGGAUGAGGUCUCUUGAGAAGGAAAACUCAGUGAUUGAAGAGCUGAUGAAAGGAGAAGAGAAAGUGAACAUGCUAGUGAGUUUUUUUCCUGAUGAAAAGGCAAAGGAGUUGCUCAGGGAGGUGAGGAGCUCUAUCAUGAAAGCUAUCAGUGUUUUUAAUGAAUCCAGUGAGGUGUCAGAGGUUUGCCAAGAGUCUGAUCGGAGAAGUGAGAGCACUGGCAGGAAAAGGAAAGGGGUGACUGUGAAGGAAGGGAAAGGUGGUAGCCGGAGAAGGAUGAGCUCUUUCCCUUCCAGAAAGGUUGUUGCCAAGACUGCUGAAGAUGGUUUUUCUUGGAGGAAGUAUGGCCAGAAAGAGAUCUUUGGUUCCUCAUCCCCAAGGAGCUACUUCAGAUGCACACACAAGCAUGAUAGGAAUUGUCAAGCAACAAGACAAGUUCAGAAAUCUGAGGAAGAUCCAUCUAUGUAUGUUAUCACUUACAUGGGAGAACACACUUGCAAAGAUCCAAUUAAUGCUACUUCUCAACUCCUUGCAAGUGCUCCUCAUCAUGCUUCUUCUUGCUUGAUUAGUUUCGCCUCCGGUAACAACGGCGAGAACAUCGAAUUGCCUUUCGGUCCUUUCUCCUCAUUGAAACAAGAAAACGAUGAAGAAGUCUUAAGUAACAUGACUUCCGGGAGUUCACCACCGCCGGAGUUUACAACAUUUGAACAGAUGUUGCCGGAGAUGACACCGGAGGAGACUUCUGGUUUUGAUUGUUCUAAUUCAGAUUGUCUAGACUUGGGGAUGAUUCAAGGCUUUUUUGAUUUUGAUAGUAUAAUUAAUCAAGAAGCAAUGUUUCCCAAUUAAACUUAUUGCUUAGGGAGAUUGUAGGACUAGUUCUAGUUUUAUUAUUAGUCUUUUCAGAGGAUGUUGUGAUAAUAUAUAUAUAUAUAUAUGUACAGUUUUAAGCCAGCUUUUGAAGUAUUCAAGCUGCAGGUCUUUAUUGUUCUCUUAAGAUAUCAAACAUAUUACAUGCAAAUAAUGUCUCUGAGUUGUGUGAAAUAGAGGUUAGAACAAUUAUGAAACUGAAGUCUUUUAUGUGUGUAAAUCUUGUUUGUGAAUGGCAUUGUGUCUCAACUUUGAAGAG